AAGAGAGACAGGCACAGAUGGAGAAGAUGAAAUUGGAGAAAGAAGCAGAGGACAAAGAGAAACAGAGACAGGCACAGAUAGAGCUGAAAAAGAUGGAGAUAGAAUGGGAAAGACAGAAGCUGACACUGUCUCAGCCUUCUGUGGAGGCACAACCAGGGACUCCCAUCAUUAAUCCUGUUGAUUCAGCCUUAAAGAGGUUUUCUAAAUACACUAAGGAGGAUGUGGAGAUGCAGCGGAUUGAGCUCGCACCACUUUUGAAAAUGCCAUUGUGCCCAGGGGAUUCUUGGUACCUGAUUGAUUAUAAGUGGUUCAAAAAGUGGCAGAGAUAUGUGGGUUUUGAAAGCUGGGACCUGUAUUAUGCAAGAAAGCCUGAUUACUACCCAGGACCCAUUGACAACUCAAAACUUUUUGAGGAUUCAGAAACUCAAACUUUAAAAAAGUAUCGCAUGAAUGGAGUGGAUUAUGAGGUGAUUCCUAUUGAAGCCUGGAAUAAGUUAGUCAAUUGGUAUGGCUGUAUAGAGGGACAGAGACCAAUUGAGAGAACGGUUGUGGAGUAUGGCAAAUAUUUCAAGUGCUGUAAAGUAGAAGUUUAUCCUUUAGAGUCGAAGCCAUCUCAAAAUAACGACUCUGUUAAUUUUGUAAGCUCACAAUUUAAACAAGCAAAAGAUUCUGCUGAAGAUGGAGGAAUCGUAAAUCUCCAAAAGAAAUUAUCUGAGUCACAGCUUGAGAUUCAUUACGUGGCUGAGGUAAAUGUGUCACCAGUGGCUGAGAUUCCUGUCCAAUACCAUAGGGACACAGGAGUGGAGCAAGCUGAAGUAAUUGGGGAUUUAGAAGUGCCAGUCAUUAAUGAAAAUGAUUUGUUUGAACACCGUGGAGAAAUUAAUACUGUUAUAAAGAGUAAUGGUUUAAAAAGUGACUGUGCCUUUACAAAAGAUUUGCCAGAGAAAGAUGGUAACAUGAAGUUGCUUGGUGCUAACAGAAAAAACAAUGUGGUUCCCAGUAAAGAUGAGAAGGAAGAUGAAGUUCUGAGGGAAUUUUGGGAAAUGACUGACUCUAUUUGCUCAGUGGUUACCUCUGUAGUCAUUACAAGUACAGAGCAUGGUCAGCAGUUGUGGCCAGAAAAAAAUUUACCUCAGGAAACCACCAAAAUUGAUCCAGUUAAGUUGCUGUGCGCAGGAGAGCCUAAAGGACCGGUGGAAACCUGGAAGGAGGACAGAUCAGUGACCGGUACCUCAAAGAACACCAUUGUGAGAGGAAAGAUGAUGGACAUCUUGAGCCUGUGGGUCAUCGCCAAUCGCAGGGGACCAAGAGACCGGCAGAGGUUAUUUUUCAACGGAGAGAGUUCUGAGAACUUCACUGCGGCAGAGAUUGGUAGUUUCAACUAUCAUCAGUUUACUUUCAAUGUUCUACGAAAGUACAUGAACUAUGUUUCCCAGGACUUCUUGAAUGACUCUUGGAAGUUUCGCAAAAGACUUUUUGGAACAGAGAGAGUUCAUUGUGUUGCUGGGAAAGAUGAGUGUAAUUGUCCCCAACAACACGUUAACCUCUGGAAUGCUCUGCAGAGUGAAACAUCGAAGAACUGUACCAACUGGGCUGGAGAGGAAGAUUGCUAUGAGUUGGACAAAGUGUCUGGAAGAUGUUUUGGUCCAGUGUAUAAAUAAAGACUUGGGAGAUAACCCAGAAUAAAAAUUAAACUGUUAGAAAUAUGAUUUAUGGAAAAUGUAUUUUAAAAUGUCUUUUGAUUUGGGGUUGGGAAUCUUAAC
Molecule: messenger RNA, 1763 nt
Organism: Anolis carolinensis (green anole)
Lineage: Eukaryota; Metazoa; Chordata; Lepidosauria; Squamata; Anolidae
Exons: 1
Coding region: 18-1661 (547 amino acids)
Molecular function (GO): cysteine-type deubiquitinase activity
Source: RefSeq, a predicted model, not a curated record